AUGAAUAAUCUAGUUGGACAAAUACCACAAUCUACUCAAUUUUCCACAUUUGAGAAUGAUUCAUACGUCGGAAACUUGGGAUUGUGUGGAGUUCCGUUGACGAGAAAAUGCAACAAGGAGAAUGGACAUCGAAUGCAGCCAGAAGAAGAAGAUGGCGAAGAUGAUGAGUAUGGAUUUAUAGAUGGAUUUGGAUGGAGAAGUGUGGUGAUGGGAUAUGGAAGUGGAUUCAUAGUUGGGAUUGGAAUUGGUUACAUCAUUAUUAGAAAUGGAAGGCCAAGAUGGUACCAGCAGGUAGAAGAAGAAAUUGGAGCUGAAGACAGAAGAUCUGGAAAGGAAGAGUGA
This is a messenger RNA of Salvia miltiorrhiza (redroot sage), 342 nucleotides long. RefSeq names its product receptor-like protein 20. Lineage: Eukaryota; Viridiplantae; Streptophyta; Magnoliopsida; Lamiales; Lamiaceae. The transcript is spliced from 2 exons. The record is from RefSeq and is a predicted model, not a curated record. The coding region runs from base 1 to 342 and encodes 113 amino acids.